UAUUUAUCCACGUGUGUUGUUGGGGCAUCUCUUGAAAACAUAGGAGGAGAAGAGGAGGAGGAAGAUGAAAGUAAUUCAGCUGCUGAAGUUUCUAGUAGGCCAAAGGAGGGAGUCUACCAAAUAGUGGGUACUCUUUCUAAACCAGAGAGUACUAAACCAUGUUUUGCAGAGGAAACAUAUGCCGUCGCUUCUCGAAAAGAGCUCUUAAGUCAUUUGCUUGAGUGUGAGAUUGUUUUGUAUAAUAUCACUGAGGAUGCAAAUCAAAUUGAGGAAGCAACAUGGGCUGCUUCUGCCCUACAUAUGGAAGCAGAGCAUUUUAUAACACCAAAAUUAUUCAUCCUCAUUUCAACAAUAAUGAGCUGGGCAAAAAGCAAACCCCCUGACCCUGAAGAUCCUGACAUUCCUUUUACUGAUGAAGAUUAUCGCAGAAGAAAAUCUCAUCCUAACUUUAUGGAUCACAUAAAUGCUGAAAAACUCAUUCUCAAGCUUGGGAAAACUAACAAACAUAAAUUUUCAACUUAUGUUGUUGCCUCAGGACAUCAAUAUGGAGCUGGGGAAGAAGUCUUGCACUACUUUUUUAAGAUAGGUUGGCUUAGUGAGACUCCUGCAAUACCUGUUUUUGGAGAUGGAAACAAUUUUAUCCCAACCAUUCAUGUUCUUGAUUUAGCAGCAGUGUUACAAAAUGUAGCAGACCACAGGCCAAGGUCUCACUAUAUACUUGCAGUAGAUGUAUCUAUGCACACGCUUCAAGAAUUAAUAAAGUGUAUCAGUAAAAAUGUUGGACCAGGAAAAAUUGAGAAGAUUCCAAAAGAAGAUGCAUUCCUGAGCAAAGAGUUAACACAAAUGCAUUUGGAUAUGUUGCUUGUGAACCUGCGAAUGGAAUCUAUGUUUCUGAAAGAGACUUUCAACAUUAAGUGGGUUGCUCAGGCAGGACUGGUGGAGAACAUUGAACAAAUCGUCAAGGAAUAUAAGCAAAGUCGAGGAUUACUGCCUCUCAAAGUUUGCAUUCAUGGUCCUCCUGGGGUUGGCAAAUCUACCAUUGCUGAAGAGCUCUGCAAACACUACAAGCUACAUCACAUUAAGAUAAAUGAUUUGAUUUCUGAAACAAUAGCAAAUCUGGAGAAAAUUGUGGCUUCUAAAGAACUGGACUCUGACAGUGUGGGAGAGGAGGAAGAAAGUGAUGAAGAGGAGCAGGGUAAAAAUGUAGAAGAAGCACAUGAGUUAUUAGCUGGAACAAAAGAAAGCAUGGAGCAGAAUGCAG
Cariama cristata (Red-legged seriema) is the source of this 1261-nucleotide messenger RNA. It is a transcript of the gene AK7, whose product is annotated as adenylate kinase 7. The transcript is spliced from 11 exons. Lineage: Eukaryota; Metazoa; Chordata; Aves; Cariamiformes; Cariamidae. The record is from RefSeq and is a predicted model, not a curated record. The annotation marks the transcript as partial.